Messenger RNA from Staurois parvus, 630 nucleotides. NCBI's taxonomy places the organism in Eukaryota, Metazoa, Chordata, Amphibia, Anura, Ranidae. The record is from the annotation of a GenBank genome assembly.
UGUGACAGCCAGGUGCCCACUGCGCAUGUGCGAGAAGCGCUGCGCUUUGUGAAUGCCCGGCGUCUUCUCGUAGCGCUUCUCGUGCUUCCCAGCUGUCACAGCCCAUCUCUGGUGUACUGUCCGCAGUCUCUUGGUCAUCCCCUGUACUGUGUCCGCAGUCUCUUGGUCAUCCCCUGUACUGUGUCCGCAGUCUCUUGGUCAUCCCCUGUACUGUGUCCGCAGUCUCUUGGUCAUCCCCUGUACUGUGUCCGCAGUCUCUUGGUCAUCCCCUGUACUGUGUCCGCAGUCUCUUGGUCAUCCCCUGUACUGUGUCCGCAGUCUCUUGGUCUGUACUGUGUCCGCAGUCUCUUGGUCAUCCCCUGUACUGUGUCCGCAGUCUCUUGGUCAUCCCCUGUACUAUGUCCAUCCGCAGUCUCUGGUCAUCCCCUGUACUAUGUCUGUCCGGAGUCUCUGGUCAUCCCCCGUACUAUGUCUGUCCGCAGUCUCUGGUCAUCCCCUGUACUAUGUCUGUCCGCAGUCUCUGGUCAUCCCCUGUACUAUGUCUGUCCGCAGUCUCUGGUCCUCCCCUAUACUAUGUCUGUCCGCAGUCUCUGGUCCUCCCCUAUACUAUGUCUGUCCGCAGUCUCUGGU